AAGAGGCUAAACUGCAAUUUAGAAGGAAUAUUCCUCCGGUAUCUCGAAGCCUUUAGACGCUUUAGAUAUCGAAUCGAAUUAAUUAAUUCUUAAAGUAUCUGCAAUGAAGAUUCAAGCUGAAUUGUGCGACAAAAUUCGAAGAGUAAUCGAAGAGAAAUAUCCGAACUUUUCAGCAUGGACUGUUUUCAAAAAUGGAACUGCCGUGUUAGUAAACGAUGCAACGACCAAGGAAGCUGUUAUUGAGAAAGCAACAGAUAAAAUGCGAGUGUUUGGGCCGGUCUAUCCUGGAAGUUCCGCGGGCGAUUUCUCUGUAGAAACGACGCAAGAGGGAUAUAUUGUCUUGGGACAUUGCCCGGAAAUGUUUACGUAUAUGGCUAACGAAAUGGAUUCAGAACAAGGUGAGAUGAUUAUUGGGUUGAUUGGACGGUCAAGAAGAGAUGCUGAUGGCAAAAACCCUCAAAUUAUUCAUGUGGAAUUAAGAAGCACAGUCCAAUGAAGGCCAAGGAGAUUUUCAAAACAAUUCCACUCCCAAUAAUGGCAGUGUAGACUAAGCACAAAAGCGAAUACUAUAGGAUCGAUUGAAUAAUGCCAAAGGUAUCGAUAAUGUGGACACUGCAAUGAUUUAAAAAACUUUAUAUCGAAAUCGGCACCUAUUGCUUAUACUUUAAAAAUAGAUAGACAGAUCAUUUUAUUAGCCGUUUAUACAGAUUUGUACAUCACUAAUUACAAAAACUAUGAUGUUGUACCGGUCACUAGACUUCUCUGCUUUUAAAGCAAUCAUGGAUGAAUUUGGCCUCCUAUUUGUCUAGGUUGCUCAACCAAUUGCUGCCUCUGCAAAUCACGACCCCCACCCCCCCCACCCCCACCCCGAACCCACACACACCCCAGCGAGAGUGCAAGAGUGCGUGAAGCAAUUGUCGUUGAUUUGGGCAGACUUUAUAUAAAGCACGGCGCCUACCUAUUGCUGCCCUAAAGUUACUCGCUGAUAAAUAAAAAAUGAGGACAAAAAACGGCUGAGAGACGAUCAAGAUACCAGACGAUAUCGACCAUCACUUUAUAGCAAAAAUAACUACCUUCUGUUUUGGUUUGACAUCUGACAUGUAAUAAACUCCUAAGUUAGAAUUAUAACUUGUGUAUGCAAUAUAUAUAUAUAUCUACUUAGUACUCAAUACACCAAAAACUGGUAUUCGACUCUGCCAAUUUUUUGUCUUUAAUAACACUUCUUCAGGGCAGACUCAGAAGACUUCUUCAGGGCAGACUCUAGUCUUAUUAAGGACGAAAAUUUGGCAGAGUCGAAUACCAGUUUUUUGGUGCAUUUAUUCUUCUGGUUUAUGAUCACGACUUUUUGGUGCAGCUAUUUUCACAUUAUAUGACAAAUAUUUUCGGGUACCAUGUUAGGUCUCCAGGCGACAGAGAGGUAAAGUACACAUUAAUAACGUAAUCUCCUUGAACUCGCCGUGCUAAUGAGUUACAAUACGUCCCCACCCCACCCCAGCCGUUAUCAUAAUAUGUACCCAUACCGCUGAAUUAUUGUAAAUAAAUUACGCCAUUAUAAGAGAAACGGAGCGACAUUCUUAAAAAAAAGGACAGACAACCGUUUGCAUUUUUUUGGGUGAAUACAUGAGAAGAAAUUCGGUAUUUUACGUCCUUGCAGCUGCUAGAAAAUGCGUUGUUCUUUAAAACAGGUUGAGAAAAUACUUGAUCAAUAAUGCAUGAAGACCUAUUUGCAUGUCGGCUGUUUCACAAGUCUAACUAGCCCUGUUCACUCGCCGUGCUACAGUAAGUCCUGCUUGAUAGUAGUCGUUGAGCACAUAACGACACGUCUCUUUUAGACUCGACAAGAUAAGUGCGGAUGCAAUAAGAGAUCUCCCUCCAGGUUCGAAGGCAUAGGUUUUUAGUUGCUAUGAUGUUUGUUUUUUGAAAGUCGAAAAACGGGAACUUCCUGCUGACAGAAGCUUAACAACCUUGGAGAAGAAGUUUAUUUUGCAGAUAGAAACCCUCCAAGGCAGCCGAGUUCACAAUCAGAGGCCUCGUUGUGUCUUCCAAGACCGGUGUUCUGGGUCAUCGAAAUUCACGCGGUAAAAAAGAAAAUAUUAUCCGGAUAUGACAACUUUAAGCUGCAGUAUUCCACCAUAAAGACAUCUUCAUUAUACCAGGGACGAAUACGGCAACGAAAGCUUAGAGAGCAUGGCAAAUCAUCGCAACUCAAAUCGAGAUUUCUUCCUUUGCCGUAAUUGCCGGAACCGGAUUAUUUUACGAGAAUAUCCAUAAUUGUGCGCUCGGGCAGUUUGCUACAAGCAAGUCGCCUGGUUUACUAUGUACAAAAACCAUGAUAGACGACGACUAUGCCCUUGGAAAGUAUUCCGGUUUUAUCGGCGCCAAGUCAAGACUAGGUUGUUGUGUAGCGUUUUGAUGUGUUUGUGUACAUUGUUGUCAUGCGGGGUGCUGAUUCUUACGGUGAAUCUAUCUUCUAAUGGGAGACAUUCUCACCCUCAAAGACCUUUACUGGAAAAUAGCUAUCGCUUUCAGGGCAUUUAUCAUCACCGAACACUUCUUAACGCAUCGGACACGACGUCCGAACGCUCGGCUGAAUAUCCCGAAGAUGAAUUUACAUUGGAGCAAAAACAACAGGGUGCUGUAAUUUGCCAUAUUAUAGGCAUGUGUUACAUGUUUCUAGCUUUGGCGAUUGCUUGCGAUGAAUUUUUCGUACCAUCUCUGACGGUAAUCAUCGAAAAAUUGGAGUUAAAAGAAGAUGUUGCAGGGGCAACGUUCAUGGCGGCCGGGGGCAGUGCACCCGAACUCUUUACAUCAUUUAUCGGUACCUUUAUUGACCCCAAAUCGAAUGUCGGGAUCGGAACGAUUGUUGGUUCGGCUGUGUUCAACGUUCUAUUUGUUAUUGGAAUGUGUGCGAUGUUUUCUAAAGGAGUUCUCGAGCUAACAUGGUGGCCAUUAUUUAGAGACUGUAUUUUCUACAGCCUGGCAUUAAUAAUCCUCAUCAUUUUUUUUCUUUCUGGAGAUGUAAUAGUUUGGUGGGAAUCAUUAGUUUUGUUGUUAUGCUACUUCGCCUAUGUUAUUUUCAUGAAAUACAAUCAUAACGUUGAGCGUCGGAUCAAAGGACUUUUUGGAUCAAAUAAAGUGAGCUCGAUGGAUAUGAGCAGCGCUGAAGCCAUAAAUCCCGGUGUAAACAGAACGGACUUAUAUCUAGAGAAAGCUUUGGAGUACCUGGGCUCAGCUUCAAAACAGACCACUGAAAUGCCUUGCUUCAACUUUGUGGCUCUACAGCUUGUGGUCCAAACAAUAGAUCCUAUCGGAGAUGCAUCUAUUGCAGCUAAAGCAACCAGAUUAAAACAGUUGUCUUCUGCUAAGCAACCAGCCACAGAAAGUCAAGACAGACAACUAUAUACAUACUCAAAUUAUGACUUGUCUAAUGGCACCCGGGACCUAGAGUCUGCGGGGUACCCUAGAGCAGUAUCUUCUGUCCAAGUUUAUGGCGAAGAAAACCACAAUUCUCCUUCGCCGAUACCUGGUGCAUGUCAGGAAAAAUGUAGGGCUAACGAGGAGAGCAUGUCAAAACGCAGCAGGGAGUCUAAAGUUGAGCUGUGCGGCGUGUCUGAAGAAACAGAAGAGGAACUUCUUGAGGAAGAUGAACAGCCUAUUGACCUAAGCUGGCCUGAGAGUGGAAGAGACCGUGUGUUCUAUGUGAUCAAGGCCCCUCUUAUGUUUCUUAUGUAUUAUACUAUGGUGGACGUCAGAAGACCGGAGAGGCGCCACCUCUACCCUAUCACUUUUCUUAUGUCCAUAUUCUGGAUUGCUUUCUUCUCCUACUUCAUGGUUUGGUGGGCCACAGAGGUCGGCUACACAUUUGACAUCCCGACAGAGGUGAUGGGACUGACAUUCCUGGCUGCAGGCACCAGUGUGCCAGAUCUAAUCACCAGUGUCCUGGUUGCCAGGAAGGGGUUCGGGGACAUGGCAGUAUCAAGUUCCAUUGGUAGCAAUCUCUUUGACAUAACUGUUGGGCUACCUCUUCCCUGGCUCUGCUACAGUGCUGUCAAUCUUGGGCUGGCAGUGAAUGUGAGUAGCCGUGGAAUUCUCUACUCCGUCAUCAUGCUCUUCUGCAUGCUGAUAGCCGUAGUCGUCUCCAUCGCUGCUUCCAGAUGGCGCAUGUCCAAGUCCCUCGGAGCUUGCAUGUUUGUUUUUUAUAUCAUCUUCCUCGUCUUGGCCGUCCUGCUUGCCCUCGGCAAGAUAUGACGUCACCUAGCACACCACGAUGACGUCAUCAAAUAUAUGGGAGUACAUCUCAGCCAGGAGGGACUUGGUUUUGUUUACGACGUCAAAAUAUGAGAUGUGACGUCAUCAGCGAGUUAAUAGGUAACUACAGGUUAUGUGACGUCACAAUGUAUAUGUCUAACCAGUCGCGUCAUUUUUAAUUGUAAUUAUUCAAUUGUGGAUACACGUGACCACUAAAGAGCACCCAACGAAUAGAAUCAUAAAUUUAAAACAGAAUCAUCAUCAUAUCAUCAUCAUUUUUUCGAAAGUUAGAUAUUAAGGACAAAUAUAACUAUUAGAAAAAUGUGCCUCAUAUUUUCACACAGGAUGUGCACCUGAAGAUUUCUCGCGAAAACCUUUUAAAAGACAAGCUGUUUUCUUUAGAGAUAUAGGAGACGUUUCGACCUACACAAUGAAAAUUCGAUGCUUUGUAUUCGCGAGAAAGCAAAUGUUAGUAAGAACUGUUGUUUUGCCCUAUUUCGGAUGCUCUUACCUAUUAUCGGACAAGCUUGCCCUAUUAUCGGACAUUUUAUUUUUAGUUGUCGGAUGCAAUCUAAAGGUGUCUUCUGACUUGUUGCCCAAACCGCAAUUCAGCUAACUUUCCGUGAAAGCGGAUUUAGUAGAAAAUUUGGUCGUUGGGUGCUCUUUUUGUACCUUGAGCAAGAUGUCAUUGAACACAUGGCUCUCGUGUGUAUCCAAUGUUGUUCACUGGUCCUAUGGCAUAUUGGGUAACCCAGCUCUCUUUUAUCGUACUUUUUUACGCAUGCGCAAAGGUCUCUGUGUUUAGUUGUAAAUAAUUUUGAAUAAUUAUUUAUUUCCUUUACUGUUGUGUAUAGUUUUUAGUCAUAGUCGUAUUUACCAUCAACAGUAUAGACAUGGUAAUGCGAUAAUCACGAAAUAGCAUGAGAUGAUAUCUUUUUCGAUAUAAUUUGGCAGAAUUUAACUCAUAUUUAUUUUACCAUAUCUACAUAAAAAGUAUGGAACUUAAUCAUGAUGAUUUUUUGGAUCCGUGUCUCUGAUUUCACAAAAAAAAACAUGGCCAAUGGUAGUCUUGUGUAUGUUUUUAAUGAACGGUUUUAUUUGUGUGAUUCUUAUCAGAUACUUAUACAAAAAAUCGGUGUAUAAAUUAUUAUUAUUUGACAAAAGAUGAUUUAACUGAUCAUGAUUAACUGAUCAUGAUGAAUUUAUUUAUUAGACUAACGUGAUUAUUUGAGCCUACAAAAUCGGUUUUAUACAAAAAAAAAAAUGGAAUCACAGUUGUAAGCAGAACAAUAAAAGCUGUAAGUUUUUGCGCACCGCGCUUUUUGCCUUAAAAGGCUCCAGGCCAUCUCGGCCGUACUGCUCCGUUUGGCCGCGGCGGCCUGGCUCUCGUAGGAUAAGUUGGCGUAUGUCCACUGGUGCCAUGUUUGACACCCUGAAGUUUAUUAUUCAGCAGUAAAUCUGUUCCAGCGGCGUAGGCAGAAUUUUUAACAGAAGGGGGACCAAAAGACCCUCUCAAAACAUUUUUCCUGUAUUUUAGAUAAGGUCUCAUACAUUUUUUGCUGCUAGAAGGGGCCCCCUGUGUUCAAUAGAGAUGCGCGAAAAAGCAUUUCUAAAAGCAAUUCUAUAGCUGUUGGAAAUCGUCAGCGGGGGAGUUGGCCCAUGCCAUGCUUCCCGUUAAGCGGCAAUCGCACUAGGUUACCGUAAGAAUAUUCGAUGAUUCUUAACGGAAAACGCGAAUAAAUAUUUCAAAAUUAUAAAAUCAGUGUGUCUUUUGAAAGUUUCUUUGAGCAUGUGACUGAUAAUUUAGGGCGAAUGGCCUGUUAAAUAGCGCAGAUUCUAAAAAAUUAUUUUGUCUUUUAACGGUUGGGGUUUCCGUCGGCCCGCCGGAAGUAAACUGGUGACAAUGCUGCUUUAAGCUCAAGCUAUUUAUGUCCAAUAAGGUAGACCGUGUCACCAGGGUAGUAGCGAGGUAUUAUCGGAUCAACUAUGUCUCUGGGAUCAUUUUCUCGGGAUCAGGGAUUAUUUGCCUAAAAUGUACCCGAUCCCAAGUUUUCUGUGAGAUCCGGGAUCACGAUUUCACCCAAUUUAAGGAUCAGUAUCAUUUUUUUAGCCCCGGGAUCGGUAUCACUUGCAAAAAAUACCUUGUUACUACCCUGCGUAAAAUGUGUGUUUUCUGCUAAGGCUCCUGUACAACAGAGUACAAUGGCAAAUAUACGAUCUAUUCAAAGGGUUUAUUUUAUGAAAACUAUACCAAAGUUCUUGACACAGCCCUCAAUUAUCAAGUAUUCAAUCAACUUUGUGCUUAAAAAGGGUUGUUCCAUUGAUCAAACGAAAUCACACCUACAUCCGCCAUGAUGCACUUUGUAGAAUAAAAGUAUUUUACACGGAAAAAAUCGUGUUGAAAAGCUCUAAAAUGAAAAGGUGUUUUAUCGCUACCCUUUAUAGCCACGAUCAGAAUCUUUUUAAAAUAUGAUUCUUUUUUAAAAGCUUUGUUAUAGCCUUAUUAACUCUGCUUAGUUAUUUCGAUAUUUCUUGACAAAAUUGGUCAGACAAUAUUUAAUGAGGACUAUAACAAAGUUGUGGCUGUCAAGGGCUCUUUGAAAACAACUUGCAUAUCUUGAUUGCAUUUGCUCAUUUUACAAAAGCCGUUGUUAGAUUGGUUUCCAUAGAUCCAUAGGAAAAAGUAGUGUGAUAGUCCAAGUGUAGUAGAGUGAGGCUGUUGAACAAGUCUUUAGCCAAAUAUGCAUUGUUGACUCGAAGGUAUUAUUUAUUGUAUUAAAUGUAGAUAGUUUAUGAACAAGUAAUAUUUUAUUAAGCACAAGAAAUGCAAAGACCGACGAAACAUAAAUAAAAUGGUAAUUAUUAAGACCUUACACUCUCAAUGAGAUAAGCUAGUAUUUUCUCCUUACAGUAUUGAGAAUAAAUCAAGUCAUUAGGUGAUGAGAAUUUUAAAUAUAACAUUGAACUGAUUGUUUAUGAUAUUCUCUUCACCGUAUUGACAAGGGAGAACGCAAUAUUGUAAGGAGAAUUUGUAUAUACUUAACAAAUGGGAGUUAAUUCAAAGAUGCUUUCUCUGUCUUUGUGCUCGAAGUCUUUCAAAAGUCAUUGAAUAAAUUGAACUCAGCACUCAUCAA
Molecule: messenger RNA, 7382 nt
Organism: Nematostella vectensis (starlet sea anemone)
Lineage: Eukaryota; Metazoa; Cnidaria; Anthozoa; Actiniaria; Edwardsiidae
Product: sodium/potassium/calcium exchanger 2
Exons: 7
Coding region: 2317-4248 (643 amino acids)
Biological process (GO): calcium ion transmembrane transport; intracellular calcium ion homeostasis
Cellular component (GO): membrane
Molecular function (GO): calcium channel activity; calcium, potassium:sodium antiporter activity
Source: RefSeq, a predicted model, not a curated record